Messenger RNA from Peromyscus leucopus (white-footed mouse), 3619 nucleotides. It is a transcript of the gene Ube3a, whose product is annotated as ubiquitin protein ligase E3A. The transcript is spliced from 13 exons. The coding region runs from base 776 to 3490 and encodes 904 amino acids. Gene Ontology annotation, molecular function: ubiquitin protein ligase activity. The record is from RefSeq and is a predicted model, not a curated record. NCBI's taxonomy places the organism in Eukaryota, Metazoa, Chordata, Mammalia, Rodentia, Cricetidae. Gene Ontology annotation, biological process: ubiquitin-dependent protein catabolic process; protein polyubiquitination.
CGAGCGGGGCGGGGCAGCUGCCUGUCGCCCUCCCACGCACGCGCGACCUCGCCUCGCAUCCCGCCUCUCCUCUCGGAGCCCUCGCCUUGCAGGGCGGCGCGCGCUGCCUGUCGGGAUACUCGGCCCGCCCACCCAGUCCUCCCGUCCUGCGCUGCGUUCGCGAGACCCGUGUGUUUCUCCCAAGAUGGUGGCGCUCCUCUGGGGGUGACUAUAGGAGACGACAGGGCCUUUCCUCUUCGCCCGCACCUCGCUGCCCCCUCCUGCGCUCGCUCGCGCACCCGGCCACGCAGCCGUCCACCGCCUCCUCACGCCUCUCCUCUGUCUACCUGUCGCGGACGGUGGCGCCUCCUUCUGCUUCUCCUCGGAGUUGCUCGCCUCCCUCGCACCCCACUGUGGACAGACCGCGGCAGCAGCGGACCAGCGCGCCGACUCCAGCGUUGCCCGGGCGCCUGGCCUCCCGGCCUCGGUUUCCUGAGGAGUAGCGUGGGUCCCGCAUGAGCUUCGGCGGUGGCGCCAGCGAAAGGGAACGAGGCGGUGGCGGGCGGCGGCGGCAGACGAGGGCAACUAGGACCAGUGAGGCGGCCGCAGCCCAGGCGCGGGGGCGAGGACAGGUUAAAAAUCUGUAAGAGCCUGAUUUUAGAAUUCACCAGCUCCUCAGAAGUUUGCUGAAAUAUGAAUUAUUAAGCCUACGUUCAGAUCAAGUUAGCAGCUAGACUGGUGUGACAACCUGUUUUUAAUCAGUGACUCAAAGCUGUUAUCACCCUGAUGUCACCGAAUGGCCACAGCUUGUAAAAGAUCACCAGGAGAAUCCCAGUCUGAGGACAUUGAAGCUAGCCGAAUGAAGCGAGCAGCUGCAAAGCAUCUAAUAGAACGCUACUACCACCAGUUAACCGAGGGCUGUGGAAAUGAGGCCUGCACGAAUGAGUUUUGUGCUUCCUGUCCAACUUUUCUUCGUAUGGAUAACAAUGCAGCAGCUAUUAAAGCCCUUGAGCUUUAUAAAAUUAAUGGAAAACUCUGUGAUCCUCAUCCCUCCAAGAAAGGAGCAAGCUCAGCUUACCUUGAGAACUCAAAAGGCACACCUAACUCAGACAUAAAAAUGAACAAGGACGGAAAAGGAGCCAAGCCUGAUUUUAGAGAUGUGAAUUACCUAACUGAAGAGAUAGUGUAUGAAAUUCUUGACGUAUGUAGAGAAAGUGAUGAUUACUCCCCUUUAAUUCGAGUAAUUGGAAGAAUUUUUUCUAGUGCUGAGGCACUGGUUAUGAGCUUUCGGAAAGUCAAACAACAUACUAAGGAGGAAUUGAAAUCUCUUCAAGAAAAGGAUGAAGACAAAGAUGAAGAUGAAAAAGAAAAAGCUGCAUGUUCUGCUGCUGCUGCAUGUUCUGCUGCUGCUGCAUGUUCUGCUGCUGCUGCAUGUUCUGCUGCUGCUGCAUGUUCUGCUGCUGCUGCAUGUUCUGCUGCUGCUGCUGCUAUGGAAGAAGACUCAGAAGCAUCUUCUUCAAGGAUGGGUGAUAGCUCACAGGGAGACAACAAUGUACCAAAAUUGGGUCCUGAUGAAGUGACUGUGGAUAUUGAUGCUAUUAGAAGGGUCUAUGCCAGAUUGCUUGCUAAUGAAAAUUUAGAAACUGCCUUUCUCAAUGCACUUGUAUAUCUGUCACCUAACGUGGAAUGUGACUUGACAUAUCAUAGUGUGUAUGCCCGAGAUCCUAAUUAUCUCAAUUUGUUCAUUAUUGUAAUGGAGAAUGGAAACCUCCACAGUCCUGAAUAUCUGGAAAUGGCGCUGCCAUUAUUUUGCAAAGCUAUGUGUAAGCUACCCCUUGCAGCUCAAGGAAAACUGAUUAGACUUUGGUCUAAAUACAGUGCAGAUCAGAUUCGGAGAAUGAUGGAAACAUUUCAGCAACUUAUUACGUUCAAAGUCAUAAGCAAUGAAUUUAAUAGCCGAAAUCUAGUGAAUGAUGAUGAUUCCAUUGUUGCUGCUUCAAAGUGUUUGAAAAUGGUUUACUAUGCAAAUGUCGUGGGAGGGGAAGUGGACACAAAUCACAAUGAGGAAGAUGAUGAAGAGCCCAUACCUGAUUCCAGCGAAUUGACAUUGCAGGAGCUUUUGGGAGAGGAACGAAGAAACAAGAAAGGUCCUCGGGUGGACCCAAUAGAAACUGAACUUGGUGUUAAAACUCUAGAUUGUCGAAAACCACUUAUCUCCUUUGAAGAAUUCAUUAAUGAACCACUGAAUGAUGUUCUAGAAAUGGAUAAAGAUUAUACCUUUUUCAAAGUUGAAACAGAGAACAAAUUCUCUUUUAUGACAUGUCCCUUUAUAUUGAAUGCUGUCACAAAGAAUUUGGGAUUAUAUUAUGACAAUAGAAUUCGCAUGUACAGUGAACGAAGAAUCACUGUUCUCUACAGCUUAGUUCAAGGACAGCAGUUGAAUCCAUAUUUGAGACUCAAAGUCAGACGUGAUCAUAUCAUAGAUGAUGCACUUGUCCGGCUAGAGAUGAUUGCUAUGGAAAAUCCUGCAGACUUGAAGAAGCAGUUGUAUGUGGAAUUUGAAGGAGAACAAGGAGUGGAUGAGGGAGGUGUUUCCAAAGAAUUUUUUCAGUUGGUUGUAGAGGAAAUCUUUAAUCCAGAUAUUGGUAUGUUCACAUAUGAUGAAGCUACAAAAUUAUUUUGGUUUAAUCCAUCUUCUUUUGAGACUGAGGGUCAGUUUACUCUGAUUGGCAUAGUCCUCGGUCUGGCUAUUUACAAUAACUGUAUACUGGAUGUCCAUUUUCCCAUGGUUGUCUACAGGAAGCUAAUGGGGAAAAAAGGAACCUUUCGUGACUUGGGAGACUCUCACCCAGUUUUAUAUCAGAGUUUAAAGGACUUAUUGGAAUAUGAAGGGAAUGUGGAAGAUGAUAUGAUGAUCACUUUCCAGAUAUCACAAACAGAUCUUUUUGGUAACCCAAUGAUGUAUGAUCUAAAGGAAAAUGGUGAUAAAAUUCCAAUUACAAAUGAAAACAGGAAGGAAUUUGUCAAUCUCUAUUCUGACUACAUUCUCAAUAAAUCAGUAGAAAAACAGUUCAAGGCAUUUCGCAGAGGUUUUCAUAUGGUGACUAAUGAAUCUCCCUUAAAGUACCUAUUCAGACCAGAAGAGAUUGAAUUGCUUAUAUGUGGAAGCCGGAAUCUAGAUUUCCAGGCACUAGAAGAAACUACAGAAUAUGACGGUGGCUAUACCAGAGAAUCUGUUUUGAUUAGGGAGUUCUGGGAAGUUGUUCAUUCAUUUACAGAUGAACAGAAAAGACUCUUCUUACAGUUUACAACAGGCACAGACAGAGCACCUGUUGGAGGGCUGGGAAAAUUGAAGAUGAUCAUAGCCAAAAAUGGCCCAGACACAGAAAGGUUACCUACAUCUCAUACUUGCUUUAAUGUCCUUUUACUUCCGGAAUAUUCAAACAAAGAAAAACUUAAAGAGAGAUUGUUGAAGGCCAUCACAUAUGCCAAAGGAUUUGGCAUGCUGUAAACAAAACGAAAACAAAAACAAAAACAAGAAAAAAAAAAAGAAAAACCUUAAAAAAACUUAAUAAAUAUAGUAAGAGGGAUAAUUUGGUGGUGAUAGUGUCCCAGUACAAAAAGGCUGUAAGAUAAUGAA